AUGGUACCAAUGAGUUUCGGACACAAGAUCUUUUCAGACCCUUCAGGUGUAGCAGUUGAUGAAAAGAAGUACAGAGGAAUGAUUGGAUCUCUGCUCUAUCUCACAGAAAGUUGUCCGGACAUCAAGUUUUCAACAUGUUUGUGUGCCAAAUUUCAAGUAAAUCCAAAGAUGUCUCAUCUUUUGGCUGUUAAGCAAAUAUUCCGAUAUCUCAAAGGUACAAAGAGUCUCGGAAUAUGCUACCCAACAAAUGAGAGUUUCCUUCUUCAAGCAUAUUCCGAUUCAAACUAUGGUGGUCUUCAAUUGGAUAGAAAAAGCACAUCUAGUGGCUAUCAAUUUUUAGGUGGUCAAUUGGUUAGUUGGUCAUCCAAGAAGCAAAACUGCAUUGCACUCUCUACAGCUGAAGAAGAAUACAUUGAUGUUGCUAGCUGUACCUCUCAAGUUCUCUGGAUGAAAUCUCAAUUUUUGGAUUAUGGUUUCCGCUUUCAACGUAUUCCGAUCUAUUGUGAUUCUCAAAGUGUCAUUGCGAUUUCGCACAAUCCAAUUUAG
Messenger RNA from Lactuca sativa (garden lettuce), 546 nucleotides. RefSeq names its product secreted RxLR effector protein 161-like. The record is from RefSeq and is a predicted model, not a curated record. Lineage: Eukaryota; Viridiplantae; Streptophyta; Magnoliopsida; Asterales; Asteraceae.